Molecule: messenger RNA, 1491 nt
Organism: Iphiclides podalirius (scarce swallowtail)
Lineage: Eukaryota; Metazoa; Arthropoda; Insecta; Lepidoptera; Papilionidae
Source: the annotation of a GenBank genome assembly
AUGGCAGAACCAGGGGUUAUUAGGAAAUUAGAAGAGAAUGUAGUAAAUCGAAUUGCAGCUGGUGAAAUUGUACAAAGGCCGGCUAAUGCUUUGAAAGAAUUAAUAGAAAAUAGUUUGGAUGCCCAUUCUACAAAUAUAAUUAUAACAGUAAAAGCCGGAGGCUUAAAGUAUUUACAGAUCCAAGACAAUGGCACUGGUAUAAGAAAUGACAAUUUGGACAUUGUGUGUGAAAGAUUCACAACCUCUAAGCUACAACAGUAUGAGGAUCUCCAAGAAAUCAAUACAUAUGGAUUUAGGGGCGAGGCUUUAGCAAGUAUUAGUUACAUAUCACAUCUUACAAUUCUUACAAAGACUUCUACUGAUAAAUGUGCUUAUAAAGCUUCUUAUGAAAAUGGCAAACUUAAGGGACCUAUCAAAGCAUGUGCUGGAAAUAAUGGGACACAGAUAACAGUAGAAGACCUUUUCUACAAUGUCAUAGCGCGUAAGAGAUCCCUCCGUAGCCCUACAGAGGAGUACACGCAUAUUAUGGAUGUUGUUGGUGGCUAUGCAAUACAUAAUAGCCAUGUGGGUUUCACACUAAAGAAGUUCGGUGAAAAGACCGACAUUAAAACCGCCAUAAACUCUUCUGUAGUAGACAAUAUAAGGAUAAUCCAUGGAAAUUCAAUAGCACGAGAACUGCUUGAGAUAAAGUUGGAUGAUACCACCCUGAAGAUGUCUUUACAUGGAUAUGUUACGAAUGUAAACUACUCGCACAAGAAAGGCACUAUGCUUUUGUUCAUAAAUCAUAGGCUUGUGGAUUCAUCAAGUAUACGAAAAGCUGUGGACUCCGUAUACUCAACUUAUUUACCGAAGAACGCACACUCCUUUGUCUACCUCAGUAUUCAGCUAGAUCCAAGAAAUGUUGAUGUCAAUGUUCAUCCGACGAAACACGAAGUACAAUUCUUACACGAGGAGCAAAUUAUCGAACGGAUAAAGUCGUGUAUUGAAAGCAAACUAUUGAGUUGCAAUUCAUCAAGGGUUAUGUACACACAGGCUCGGUUACCUGGUGCAACAAAGGUUGACGAAAUAAUCAAAAAGAUGACGGAUGGAGCCAAAGUGUACGCAAAAGAUUUAGUCAGGGUCAGCUCUGACACACAGAAAAUUGAUAAAUUCUUCCAAGUCGCCUCCAAACAAACUGAACUAGAGAACUAUAACAAAACAGAUGCAGAAAAGAUUGUUGAUACCGAAAAGGGUAUAGAAGAAAGUGCUAACGUAGUUCAGUCACGAGAAAGUGCGAGUGAAACGGAAAUACUACCAAAAAUCGUUGUGGAGGCUACUGAAGACGAACCAGAUGUUCUGGAUAGUUCUUUGGUGCACGAACCUAAAGAAGCCAGUAGACCAAACGACAAAUGGAACGUGCACACCGGCGUAGAGCAGGCGAACAUAACUUAUAUCGACCCGAAGAAUCGUUCAAAACGCGAACGUUCAAAUACGAGAGAGUGGAAACGAAGU